AUGGCCUUCCUUCAGAAUAAUGUCAACGCAAUGAACUCUAAUGCCAGUUUCAAUUCGUCACUUCGCAUGUAUGUUGAGAUGAUUGAAGCAUGUACCGCUUUGGAACAGCAAAAGUUGCUUCAGAACUUGCGACAUCAGCUUGCUCCUACUCCUCCAGCACCCACAGGAGUAGCUGCAAUGCCCAACAACACUCAUGCUAUUUCACCACUCCUCGUGGCCGAAGCUUUUAACACUCUCAUCAAACAUCAACAGCAGCAACAACAACAACAGCAGCAGCAAGUCAACGCAAAUCCACUUGUUCUUGCUCUUGCUGCUGCCGCAAAUCAGCCGGCAGCCCUCGCCUCGGCCCUCACACAGGCGUUGGUAAACCCAGUCGGGUCCCCCGCCCCAUCGGUGCACGGGAUUCUCAACGCACUCACAAGACAACACCCCUCCGUUUCGACUACAUCCUCCGCAUCAUCGCCCUUGCCGCAAUCCCCGGCAGGCAUCUUGCAAAGUCCCUAUCCAGCAGCAGCGAUCAGUGGGAUGGUCUUUCAUCAAUCCGAGGUUGUGGCCAAGCGCCCGGUUUCGGACAUUUCGAGCAGUGACGAUUCUUCGGGGAGUCAUCCCAAACGUCAACGACUUGCCUGCAGCUACGAAAAGGAUACUUCCUUUUUGCACUAUCACGAUGAGAAGUGGAACUUUCAUUACAAUGAAUUGGUCGAGUUCAAAACGAAACAUGGGCAUUGCAAUGUCCCGUAUGGAUUUGAAGAAAACAAGGCACUCUCGCGUUGGGUCAAACGCCAACGAUACCAGUACAAACAAAAGAGAGAAGGCAAGACUCAAGCCAUGCCCGAGUCUCGUAUCCGCAAGCUAGAUCAACUCGGCUUUGUCUGGGGCGCCCAAGAGCUACUUUGGCAGACCCGAUUCCACGAACUGAAGGAAUACAAACUCAAGACUGGCCACUGCAAUGUUCCGUACAUUCAUGACCCCAACCCCAAGUUGGCCAUUUGGGUCAAGUGUCAACGAAGACAAUACAAACUCUCUCAAGAAGGCAAACCUUCCAACAUGACGGUCUGCCGAAUCAAGGCGCUUGCCGAUCUUGGUUUUGUGUGGACUCAACGCAAGCCCCUACGAUAA
Messenger RNA from Cylindrotheca closterium, 1119 nucleotides. NCBI's taxonomy places the organism in Eukaryota, Bacillariophyta, Bacillariophyceae, Bacillariales, Bacillariaceae. The record is from the annotation of a GenBank genome assembly.